UCCCUUGCCUUUUUUACUCUUUCGACAAUUUUCUCAGCUAUUUCAAUCAUUCGUUUGGUUUCGAGCUUAUUUUAUCCGUUUAUUCCCCUCAUUUGCACAUGUUUAUAUAUGACUGUACAUAUUUGUUAUCAAGGUGUUAUAGGGGUAAAGGUAACUGCUUUAAGUAUUUUGGAUUGUCAAGGAUUCUAAUACUUGUACAUUUUCCGUUGUUUUAUUCUCAAUUUUGAAAUGCCUAAGUUCCAUUCCCCUGCCAAUAGUCUCCCUUAGUUGGCAUUGUGUAUGUUCAGUGUAAGUGCUCUUCGGACUUCGAGGACUCUGGCAUACAUUUAUCCUGGAUUUAGGUUACGUGACCUUUUCUCUAUCAGCAACAGCAAUUAUGCUUCAAUGGCAACUAGUUAGGGUCGGCUAUAUGAGUCCCCAUUCACCAUUUCAGUCCCGAUAGUACUUUUUUUUCUUCAUUUCAAUACUUAUAUAAGUCCUCACUGGAGAUGCACGUAAGUGAGGAGGUGUGAGAGAUUGACUAUGGUGGACGGUGGUUAUAAGGAGAGGUAUAGGUAGGUGAAAGAAGUAUUAGGAGGUGUGACACAUAUGUAUCUUACUGAGUUCGAGACCCUAGAUAGUAAGAUAUGUAAGUCGAGGAUUAGGUAAGGUUAGUGAAUAGUCGAGUGUUGUCUUGUUUCCUUGUGUUGUUGCUACAGUUCUCUUCUUCAUUGUUUCCGGUAUGACUUCUUCAUUACUGUAUUUGCUUUACAUACUUGAUUUUUGUUAUGUUUCUCUUUGAGCCGAUGGUCUACUAGAAACAACCUCUUUACUUUGUCUCAAGGUAGGGUUAACGGUGUGUACACACCACGCUUCCCAGACCCUGGGAUUACAUUGGGUAUGUUGUUGUAAUACUGUUUAAUUUUAUCUUUUAGAUAGAAUUAAGGGUUCUCCACCUACAAAGAUUUUUAAAUUUUGUACUUAUCCCUAUUCUAUCAUGUACACAUCCCUCUCCAAACUAAGAAGACUCGUGUCAAACACCGGCCUACCAAGUCGUGUUAUGUCAGUGUGAAAUAGGUUUUUCACUUCACCUCAGUUAAGUGGCUUCACUGCACACACCUAUAUGAAUAUUAGCUUGUCUUGUAUUCAAUAGUAAGUUCGUAUUAAAUCCAAGAGAUUGUAGAUCCUUUAAGCCAAUUUUCCUCCAUAUGAUUUUUGGUCUACCUUAUUCCCCUUAGCAUAUUCAGUUUUAAUGUUGUGUACCCCUGCAUUUGGUGUCCACGUAGGAGUAGGACAUGAUCAAACCAUCUUCUUUUACUAUCCCAUGCCAUUUUUUCUUUUAUUUUUGUCCUCUAUCUGUGUGCAAAUUCUACCUGAUGUGAUUACUUCUAUCUUGUCUUUGUUCAUGAAAAAAGAAAAAAAUAUAAUGCUAAGGUAUAAUUACAGGCUAUUAAUGCUUUUUUCAAAUAAGCAAUUCAUAUGCUAAUUCUAAAAGAGACCAUAGGAAUUUGCUUUUUCCCCGAGAAGGAUGAUCACGGGGAGCAUCAUUGAAUAAGUUGUGUAAAGAACACCGUCUACUUCAUGCACCAUAAGUUGUCGGAUGAAUGUGCAGCUAGAUGUUUUUGCACUGUGCUCUACUCCUCUUGUCUGGUUUUUAUCUGGUCUUGAGAGAGGGAGAGGAGUUAAUUCCUCAUUCGUUAAUUUUAAACACAUCUGAGCAAGAAAUGUGGAAGUUUUAUUUUACAAGUCGAAGUGUAAAAGAUGAAGCUAGUUAGUUACCCAAAUAAAUACAAUCAAAGUCACUUAAACCUUAUCAGUUAACAGUAAAAUAAGCCUGUUUAUUUUGGUUGAAAGUUUUGUACCUUCUUUUGUUUAAUCUCUUGUAUUUGAGGUGACAUAUUAUCUAAAUAGGUUUCUUCUUGUGUUGAUCUGAGAAGAAUUAAUCUGAAACCAAAUCAAACUGACAAUAUGUAUAUUGUAUAGCAGUUCUUAUAUUUUUACAUAUUGGAAAUUUAGAACAGAAACAUUUUGUAACAAUUUUCAAAUCUCUGUGUUUUCUGGUAGCUUUAACAUGAUCUUAUAUAGAUAAGAGCCCAGUGCUGAUAGCCGUUGAAUUGUUGUUCUUCUUCUGCUUUUAUUUUGAGAUAGGGGCAAUGUCAAACUCUAUACUAUAAGUCAACCUACAGAUUCUGGCAUUGAGAAAACAACAAAGAAAAUGCCCCCAUUUAUUUUUAACUACUUUCUGGUAUAUAGAUCCUCUUUGUUUUUAUUUUAAUUAUCAUUUGUCAGCAGAUAAUGCCUCCCACUUAGUACUGAUCAGGUAUUUAUUAGGACCUUGCUCUCAGCUUAGUGGGCGAGUGGGCAACUAAGAUACUGUUACAUUAAUGCUGAGAAGGGUCUCACUUUACUCUAUAAAAACCAGAGUUCUCUACUCAAUUAUGCAACACAAGUCCUUAGUUUAUCCUUCACUUCUCUGGGUACAAUUUUUUCCAAAUCAAAAUGGAAAACUUAGGGAAGUUGGGGAAAUGGUCUUUUCUAACUGUUGCUUUGGCAAUUUGCUUAGUAGCCAGCACUGUUGUUGCUGAUUACUCUUAUGAAUAUACUUCACCCUCACCUUCUCACAACUCUAACAAGUACUACAAAUCACCAUCUCCAUCCAACUAUCAUGUGCCCACUCCUUAUUACAAGAAACCUUACCCAUCACACUACUACAACAAAUCAUCAGCACCUUCAAAGCACGCUUAUUACAAAUCGCCCUCACCAGCAAAAUAUUACAAGUCACAUGUUCCUUCAAAGCACUACUACAAGUCACCGGUUGCAACAAAGUAUUACUACAAGUUCCCAACUCCUUCAAAGUAUUAUUACAAAUCACCCGCUUCUUCUAAGUAUUACUACAAGUCCCCAACUCCUUCAAAGUACUACUAUAAGUCACCGGUUGCAACAAAGUAUUACAAGUCUCCUACUCCUUCAAAUCAUUAUUACAAGUCACCCUCUCCUUCUAAGUAUUACUACAAGUCCCCAACUCCAUCAAAGAGAUACUACAAAUCUCCAUCACCCACAAAGUAUUAUAAGUCGCCAACUCCAUCAACACGUUAUUACUACAAGUCGCCUUCACCAACAAAAUAUUACAAGUCACCUGUUUACUACAAGUCCCCUCCACCACCACCAACUUAUUACGAGAAAUCACCUUCAUACUACAAGUCACCUCCACCUCCACCAAAAUACUAUGAGCAAUCACCUUCGUACUACAACUCACCUCCUCCCCCACCAAAAUACUAUGAACAAUCACCAUCAUCUUACAAAUCUCCACCACCUCCACCAAAAUACUACGAGGAAUCAGCAACCUAUCACAAGUCUCCACCUCCACCAUACUACCCAGAAUCUAGUCCUUCCUAUAAAUCUCCUCCACCUCCUCCAAAAUCCUACAAACAAUCACCUUUGACCUACAAUUCACCACGUCCUCUAAAGACCUAUGAACAAUCACCAUACUACGAGCAAAUACCAACCUAUUCCUCGCCGCCGCCGCCAUUUGAGAAAUACGAGCAAUCCGUCACCUAUGCUUCACCUCCACCCCCGUCGCCAACCUACUAACAUUCUAAUCAUUAUCAUCAAUCAUUUCCCAUCAUCUCCAUGACCUAUUAACUCUCUUUUCAUCCUUCAUCUGAAGAUUUUCACUUCCUUUGCCAAAAAAUUAUGUUUCCAAAUAUGACCGGCUUUGUUCGUUGUAUGUUCUUUUGUAUUAAUAAUUUGUAAUAUUUAUCCUUGGAUAUUUAAGUAAGAUGUUGAGAUCUCCAUCAGUUUGGCUUAUUGUAUCAAGAUUCUUUUUUUUGUGUAUUUCAUUAAGAGUUGUACUUGCUCAAUACUGUCUUCUCUUUGUCUAAUAUAUUUGAGGAGCAUCUCAGAUUAUUGUCUAAAGAUGAUUUUCUUCUCAAUUAUAGUUUAUAAGUUAUUUAUUACAGAAGUUUAACAAGACAAAAGUAAAAGAAUGAGGAAAGGUGCAAGAUAUGUCCAUGCACAACAAAUUUUUUUCUUCGACUCCGUGGCUAUUACUGUAUUUUGGAUUGUAAUUGUACUUUAUCAGUUUUUCAGAAAUAAAUCAUAUAAAAUAAGCAUAACAAUAAAAUAAGUAGGAGAAUUUAAUUAGGGGUAUGCAUCUUUUUUCCCCAUUAUUUUUCUUAGAGAAUUAUCAGUGGGAAAUAAAUCAAAUGAGAUAAAUGAGAUCUUUAAAGGUUGAAUUACAAAAUAAAUUAAGACUACAUGAAUUAGCCCUAUGUCAGAGCCUGUUUGAAUUAGUUGAUUGUAAAUAACUAAUAAAUUUUAAGUGCUGGAGCUGAUUUUAUAAUUGAAUAGUUACGUGUUAGGAUGUUGGAACAAAAAAUGUUCCUUUAUUCGAAUGAUUAGAAUAUCCGUAAGAAGUUUAUAAAAUGUUAUAAUUUAGGAGUACUCUAGUAAAGAAGAGAAAGAACAAUGGGCUACAAAAUGAAGAGAGAGUUAGGAGUUCUCUUUUGGGAAAGAUACUUUAAAAAUUAGAAAAAAAUAUUAAGGAUAAAAUAGUGAAAUAUUUUAUCAAAGCAAAA
This is a messenger RNA of Solanum lycopersicum (tomato), 4556 nucleotides long. The record is from RefSeq and is a predicted model, not a curated record. Lineage: Eukaryota; Viridiplantae; Streptophyta; Magnoliopsida; Solanales; Solanaceae.